Capsella rubella is the source of this 1173-nucleotide messenger RNA. RefSeq lists its product as uncharacterized. NCBI's taxonomy places the organism in Eukaryota, Viridiplantae, Streptophyta, Magnoliopsida, Brassicales, Brassicaceae. The coding region runs from base 108 to 989 and encodes 293 amino acids. The record is from RefSeq and is a predicted model, not a curated record. The transcript is spliced from 3 exons.
UAAAAAUAAUAAAACACCUUUUUCUGUAAAAAGACAAGGUCCCAAAGACCCAGCUAAAACUAUAUUCACACCAAUCAUCUUCAACAUCUCCUUUCUUCUCUCUAUCAAUGGAGUUUUUUCAAAAGGCCAAAGCAGUUCGUCUACGGAGCCACCACGACAAAUACCUAAUCGCCGACGAAGACGAAGAAACCGUAACUCAAGAACGUAACGGCUCAGCAGGAGCAGCUAAAUGGACCGUUGAGAUAGUCCCUGGCUCAACCAAUCUUAUCCGUCUCAAAAGCGCUUACGGCAAAUACUUAACCGCAUCUAACAAACCUUUUCUUCUCGGAGCCACAGGAAGAAAAGUCUUGCAGACUAAUCCUAGCCGUCUUGACUCGUCUUUAGCUUGGGAACCGAUCAGAGACUCUGCUUUGGUUAAGCUCAAGACUCGUUAUGGUCACUUCCUUCGUGGUAAUGGUGGUUUGCCUCCGUGGAGAAACUCUGUUACUCAUGAUAUUCCUCAUAGAUCAGCUACUCAAGAAUGGAUUCUUUGGCAUGUUGAUGUCGUUGAGAUCCUUACUGAGACUUCCGAUCACCACCACCAGCAGCCUCCGUCUCCUCUUCAUCAUUCCGAUUCACUCGAUUUCGCGCCGGGAUCUCCUUCUAGAUCUAAUCGUUUCUUUAGACAAGAGUCAACGGAUUCAGUGACGAUUGGAUCGCCGCCGAAGUCGGAAGGGAGAGUGAUAUAUUAUCAUGUAGCGGAUGAUAAUGGUGAAGUUGAAGAUGAUUCAGUUGAGGUGAUGUCGUUUACUUUCAAAGGUAAUGGUGUUGAAGAGCUGACUACGAGGUUGAAAGAAGAGAGCAAUGUUGAAGAUGUUGUUGUUUGUACUCGUAGUCCGUUGAACGGGAAGCUUUUCCCGUUGCGUCUUCAGCUCCCGCCCAAUAAUGCAGACAUGACUGUCGUCUUAGUGCCAAAAUCAUCAAAAAUAGCAGAAGAGUUCAUCAAGUAGAGAUCUCUUUCUCCUUUCAUAGUUUGAAGCUGAGCUGUGAAGUGAAGGCUAUGGCGUCUGCAAAUUGUUUGUUGUUAGUUCAGAUAAGAUUGGAUUGACUUGGAGAUACUGCUUGAUUACCAAACUUAUGAUAUAUAGAAAAUUCAUUGCAGUGAUCAAUGAUAUUCACUUACUUGACUGUUUA